CAGGACUGGCGUGCUGCAGCUCAGCUCUCCAUGACCAUGGGUGGUAGUGCAAGUCACCACGCCGAAAGAGAGGCAGUAGACUUUUCAACGUCUCUGCUCUGGUUUCACCUGGGUAGGAGCCCGCCGGCAGUCCUCGCUAGUGGAGAGGUUGCCAAACUCGGCUCUUUUCCCGUCUAGCAUCUGCUUUUCCUUUACUCAGGACGAAGUGGACGGUGUGGAAACGGAUGGUGCAGCAGUCACCACACUAACUGCCGCACAGGACAGCGACCAACCAUCGGCUACACGUGUCAGCAGCAAGGAAUCUACUACUGCUGGUGAUAGGAAGGCUCCCUCUAGACCUACAUCUUUUCUUCUAGAGUCAAUCAAAGACACUAAUUUGACUAAAAAAGGUUUGGUGGAGGCUCUCCUUAAGCAUUACAAAGAGGACGUUAACGAGCUACGCCCCUAUGAUGAUAAGAGAGAGUUUGGCGACCUCGUCUUGCUUCAUCGCCUGGUCGUAGGUCCGUACACCCACCAGAUAGAUCUUCUGCUCUCCCUCAUCACAUUCAGUGGUGCUGAUAUUGACCGGAGGACCAGCUAUGGCCACACGGCCUUUCAACUAGCCGUUGUGUUGGGAAAUGUCAGAGUUGUUCAACUCCUGGCUGCAUUAGGAGCCGACGUCACUCUACCUCCGUACUACAAAUGUCCUCCUCCUACAAGAACCAACAAAUGCAUACGACCGCUCUUAGGUCGCCGCUAUUUGCCCACUGAUCUGGAGUAUAACGCCUCCUGCCGGGCCAGAGACAACUAUGGAGUGUGCAAUAACUUUGUGUCUGAUCCCACACCACUUUGUCCACCCAGAGCUAGUGUUACUGCCGAUAUGAAUUCACUUCUCAGAGAGGUAGGAGCAAGAGUCACUCAAACUGGACGUUGUUCUGUAGUCACAAUAAGGAAUCAGAGUACAACUCCACCUUGUGUGGAGUACGAAGGAGCUGCAUGUGGUUGUUCUUCUACAAAUAGUAGCAGUCCAUACCCACAAAUAACCAGGGAGAGAAAACCAACAUCCAGAGAACUCAGAAAAUCUACUACAGAGCUUAGCAAACCAUCUCAAACCAUGGAGCCCCAACAGCAUUUGCUUUUGCCUGCUGACCCACAAAACUCAGUCCCAGCAUACAAACCUCAAUCAUCUUCAGUAGUAUUGCGUAGGGAGCCGAUUGCAAGCGCGGCACCUCUCCUGUUUCAAAUCCCGUGUGAGGGCGGGUGUACAGGGGAAGAGUCAUUGGAGGUGGUGAGACAACUGAGGGAGGAGACUAGCGGGGGGAGACGGAGGAACGGAGCCCGUGUCUUGUGUCUGAGUGGAGGAGGACUAAGGGGCUUGGUGGAGCUGGAGAUGCUGAGACAGAUCCAGCAGGUUCUCCAGGAGAACAAUCAAACUAUCACCAGAUUCUUUGACUAUAUCGUAGCGACAUCCACUGGGGCGAUUAUAGCCCUUGCCAUGGUGUACGGAGGCAUGUCAGUCGGAGAUGUGCUGAAGCUGUACCUGACGAUAAAGAAUGAAGUAUUCACUCCCAAGAAAAGGUUUGAAAAGGGGAAUACAGCUAAACUGGAGGGAUAUCUCAAGUUCUGGCUGAAGGAUUACAGAAUGAGCGAUAAGUCACAUCCAAAGGUGUUGGUGUCAGCAGUACUGAGAGAGAGUACACCCGUGAAGCUACAUUGGUUCAAUAACUUUCUCACUGGAAGAAAGAGUAAAGAUUAUGUGUGGAAAGUGGCCCGCUACACCUCUGCAGCUCCGUUCUUUUUCUCGCCCAGAGACAACUACCUGGACGGAGGGCUCCUGGCCAAUAACCCCAGUCUCCACGCCCUCUCCACCAUCCAGGACCACCUGCGGAGUGAGGGGACUGGGACGGGGGUGUCACUGCUCGUUUCUGUGGGGGCCGGAUUGAACCCUCCAAAGGCCUACCAGGGAAUGGAGAUAUCAAACAUUUUGGAGUACAUCCUUAAACAUGGUCGAUUUCUUCAGUUCAUGGUCGAUGUGGCGGUCGAGGGACACGCUGAGGCAUGUGAGGAGACAUGUCGGAGUAUGUGCAGGGAGCAGGGAAUAGGGUAUGUGAGACUCAGUCCCUCGCUGGGGUCAGAGGUGGACUCUGGUGAGACCGACGACACGAAACUGCUGGACAUGAUGUUGACCACCAGGAAAUACAUGGUCAACUCUGGUCAUCAUCAAUUGAACAUUCUCAGAGAUUUCUUCUGAAUAAUUGUGAUACCAUAAUUCUGGUUGUUGUUCAGUGGCAUGAAAAAAAUAGGUGAAUGCGUGAAAAAAACCGAAUUAGUAAUUGUGUGGGAUUGGAUAAACUGUGCAAUGUUCAGGUCUUGUAUAUACUUCCAAGCAUGCUUAUGCAAUUGUUGGCCUCACGAGAUUAUAAUGUUUAACUUUCGAAAAGUAAACAAAGAAUCUCCAUCCAUGUAGUGAUGACCUAAUUUAUUUUGAGGUUCAAUAACACGUCUUGUGAUGUGUAGUUGGAUAUAAUUAUACACUCGAAGCACGAAAAGUUACAUAACAAAAAGGCACGCAAAACUAGUGGCA
Geodia barretti is the source of this 2563-nucleotide messenger RNA. Lineage: Eukaryota; Metazoa; Porifera; Demospongiae; Tetractinellida; Geodiidae. The record is from the annotation of a GenBank genome assembly.